Messenger RNA from Priapulus caudatus, 1714 nucleotides. RefSeq names its product Down syndrome cell adhesion molecule-like protein Dscam2. The record is from RefSeq and is a predicted model, not a curated record. NCBI's taxonomy places the organism in Eukaryota, Metazoa, Priapulida, Priapulimorpha, Priapulimorphida, Priapulidae. Gene Ontology annotation, molecular function: protein binding. The coding region runs from base 8 to 1336 and encodes 442 amino acids. The transcript has 13 exons.
CAGUGGCAUGGGCGCGCGGCUGCGUAUUGCCUCCGCCGGGCGCACCGACUCCGGCAAAUACACUUGCAUCGCCACGAACGAGUACGGCCACGACAGCCGCAGCGUCAUGCUCAGCGUCCUAGAAAAACCAGAACCUCCGGGUCAGGUCAAGGUCACCGGGGUCAGCAGCCGGACUAUACAGAUAUCGUGGAACAGACCUUACGACGGCAACAGCGAAAUACUCAAAUACAUCAUCGAGUAUCAGAACGUAACGGGUCGGUGGACGGAUACCCGGAUGCAGGACCUGCCGGCGAACGCCACCGUGACGACCAUCCGGGGCUUUCAUCCCGCCUACACGUACCAGUUCCGCCUGCAUGCGGAGAACGCUCUGGGCAGGAGCGACACUAGCGCCGUCGUCACUGCUACCACGGAGGAAGAAGUUCCAUCUGGAACACCAGUAGACGUUACUAUCGUCGCAACGGGAUCCCAGUCGCUAGAGGUCACCUGGAGGCCACCGAGGCGAGUACAGCGUAACGGGGAACUGAAAGGUUACUACGUCGGCUACAAGGUUCGUAACUCCUCGCUGCCCUACCAGCAUCACACAGUGCCGUACGGAGGCGACAGCGAGGAGCAACACGUCAUCAGCAACCUGCACAAGUUCACCUAUUACAGUGUAGUCGUUAGCGCCUACAACCGCCGCGGUACGGGCCCCAGCACAGAGCCGCAUGACAUCAGAACGAUGGAGGACGUUCCCCAGCGCUCCCCCUCAGGGAGUUCAGUGCUAGUGAUGAGCUCCCGCAGCAUCACCGUGGAGUGGUUCCCCGCCGCCCCUUCCGAGAGCCUACACGGAAUCCUGCAGGGCUACAAGAUCAUCUACCGCCCAGCGACACCGCACGACGACGACGUUGACGAUGGCGGUCCCUAUGAGAAGGUGCAGUCGACGACGAGUUUGUCGGCGACCAUCUACAGCCUGCGCAAGUUCACCAACUACAGUGUGGAGGUGCUGGGAUACAGCCGGGUCGGCGAUGGCGUGCCCAGCCGACCGUUCUACGUCAGGACGCUGGAGGAUGUGCCAGAAGCGCCCGCGGCAAUCAAAGCUCUGGUCUCGGCUGACCACUCGAUCAUGGUAUCGUGGCUCCCUCCAGUAGCUGCCAACGGCAUCAUCACGAAGUACACGCUCUAUAUGCGAUAUUGGAACGACGGCAAAGAGACGCGCCAUCAGAUUGACCUGCCCGUGAGUAGACUCACGUAUGAGGCGAAUAAUCUGCGCCAGGGAUACAAGUACAACUUCAGAGUGACAGCGUGGACGAACCGUGGGCGAGGAGAGGGCACGGCGCCACAUCACGAGGGAGCCUAGCAGUAUCGUUCCAGCCGGAAUCGUGUCAUUUGGUCAGAAGGUCACUGCAAGGUGGAAGAGUGACAUAACUCUCUCUUGUCACACGGUUGGGAUUCCAGCUCCCGACGUCUCAUGGAAACACAAUGGCGUCAGCAUCAGGAUGGCUGCGGAUGUUGCCAUGGCGAUCCUAGCUAACAACUCGCUGCAGCUUUCCAAGGUUCGUCUGGAACAUUCUGGCAACUACACAUGUCAUAUCUCGAAUAAGUAUGGAACGGAUGGGAUUACCCACCAACUCGUGGUCAAAGCGCCACCUAUGCCACCAUCCGUGUCUAUACUGUCGGCCAAAACGCACACCAUUAAGCUCAAGUGGACGACGGUCAGUGAUGGUGGCAGCGCCGU